This is a messenger RNA of Neohortaea acidophila, 1677 nucleotides long. RefSeq lists its product as uncharacterized. Bases 1 to 1677 code for a protein of 558 amino acids. NCBI's taxonomy places the organism in Eukaryota, Fungi, Ascomycota, Dothideomycetes, Mycosphaerellales, Teratosphaeriaceae. The record is from RefSeq and is a predicted model, not a curated record. The transcript is spliced from 2 exons.
AUGGCCAGCACAUACUCCUCGUUUCUGCAGUCCCCCUCCCCCUCCCACCUCGCCGAUGACGCCUCCCUUCACUACAUCACCACCACCACCUCCUUCACCUCCGCCCCCGCCAUCCUCAAGCACCUCGCCGCCCAAGCCAAGCAGGUGGUGAAGAAGGAGGAACGCGUGCUGCACACCGUCGAAGGAUCGCACACUCUCUUCCUCGAAACGCAAGCCACGCUGCAGUUCGACAAUGGCGGCGGCGCUUACCUGCCCGGCAUGGACCAGAACGUGCUGGACGAAAAGCUCGUCACCUUCCCCCUCCUGCACGUCGUCAACUUCACCUCCGACCAGAAGAUCUCCACCAUCCGUCUGCACUGGGAUCAGGCCACGUUGCUGAAGCAGGUCGAAGCCAUUGGACGCACCGGCCGCAACUGGCCCAUUCGUGAUGGCAAGGCACAGAUUGAGGCCAUUGCCUCCAGCUUGAAGGCAGGCGGUGCGGACGUGCACGCCAGCAGUAAUAAGACUCCCCUGAGCCCACGCCAUCCCAAUGAAGUCGUCAUCCGCCAGCACCAACGCGGUGACAGCAAGUCCGCCAACAACCGCGAUCCCCAAGACAUCUUCCUCCCGCGUGACACCAAUGCCAAUGCUGGAGCAUCCUACGACGGACCCAAACUCGCCCCUCGCGUCUCUGCGAAGCCUGCCCCUCGUGACUAUGGUGAACUCUUUGCGGGUGAAGACUCGCCCAAGACUGCUGCGUCAAAGAUCCGCAGCCCUUCUCCCAGCAAGGCGGACGGUGCCUUCAAAGCGGGGGCUGGCAAGCAUCAUACUGGUAACCGACUCUUCGACGAGAACGAUCCCGCUGCCACCGCCGCUGCCGGCACAUCAAUGAUCUCACCUGAGCGCAAGAAGACAUUGGAUCAAAAGUACCAGCACUUCUCGUUUGGUGAUGGCGAGGAUGCGCCGGAGGCCAAGCGUUCGGGAAGCAGGAACAUCAAGCACCAGCCGACCUUCAGCUUCGAGGACUUCACCACGCCGCUCAAGUACCGGCAGAAGGCCCGGCCGGAUGAUGAGGUGCAUUGGGGUGGGGAUCCUCCAUCUCCUCCCAUCCGCCCAAUCGUCCACGCACCACGCAAAGAUGCAGACACCCACUUUGUCCUCUCCGACGACGCCCCUCCCGCAGACGACAAGAGAACCCAUCCGGAGAUGAACAACAGAAAGCUCUACCACGACCCGGUAACAGAGGACAUCGGCGCAGACGAAACCGUCAAAGCCUCCAGCACGACCACAACAAACGUCAACAACGCCCGCCGCGGCACCGACUUCGACCAGCACUACACCAUGACCGACAACCCACAACCCACAUCCACAGCCUCGGCCGCGCAAACCGAACGUCCGUCCAGCAGCCGCGGCGGCCCGCGCACCGAUAUGGAGUCGCACUGGGCUUUCGACGACGCGCCCAAGGAACGCAAGAUUUACAAGACGGCGGGCGAUGGGAUGGGGGGACGGAAGGGCGGCGUUACUGGUGGAGCUAUCGGCAUGUAUGCUCAGACAGAGGAGCCGAAGAAGAUUUACAAGACUGCCGGGGAUGGGAUGGGGGGUAAGAAGGGGUCGGGCAGGUUGUGGGGAUUCGGGGAUGAUAGUGAUCCGGAGGCUAUUGAGGAUGCGAGGGUCCGAGGGAGGGCGGCGAGGGUUUGA